AUGACGAUUCGGGUUGCCCCCCGACCUGCCGCAGAUGCUUCUGGCGGCAGUGCUGUCCACGUCAAGCCUAGACCGAUAGAUCUCUUCAAGGGUUGGCCCAAUCCGGCCCUUCUUCCUCCUCAACAGCUCAAAGAUGCUUCCGAGGUGAUCCUGUCGAACCCCCACAAUACGGAUGUAUUGUUCUACGGACCUGAUCAGGGCUAUGGUCCGUUGCGGGAGGAAAUAGCUAAGUGGUUGAAUGAUUUCUACCAUCCCGGCGAAGCAAUCUCCAGCGGCAGAAUAUGUAUCACCGGAGGCGCCAGUCAGAAUCUGGCAUGUAUCUUGCAGACAUUUACUGAUCCCAUCUACACCCGCAAUAUCUGGAUGGUGGCGCCGACCUACUAUUUGGCAUGUAGGAUAUUUGCCGACUCGGGCUUUGACAAUCGCAUGAAGGCAGUGCCCGAAGACGAAGAAGGAAUUGACCUCGGGUAUCUCGAACGCGGUCUGCGCGACAGCGAGAAGCGAGCGCUGGCAGAAGACAACACCACGCCGAGGAUCAAAACCCCGAAGCCAUGGAGGAAGAUUUACAAACAUAUUGUCUACGCCGUGCCGACCUUCGCCAACCCAUCGGGCCGCAUCAUGAGUUUGAGUCACCGACGGGAACUGGUGCGACUGGCUAGAAAAUACGACGCCUUGAUCGUGACAGACGACGUCUAUGACAUGCUGCAAUGGCCCUCUGAUCCUAAGGCCGGCCCUCGGAGGAUGGACCGGGCCGUAAUGCCUCGAAUAGUCGACAUCGACCUAGAACUAGACGGAGGCCCGAAGGAUGAGUACGGAAAUGCUGUCAGUAAUGGCAGCUUCAGCAAGAUUGUGUCUCCCGGCUGUCGGACCGGAUGGGCAGAGGGGACCGAGGCGUUGACCUAUGGUAUCUCACAGACAGGGUCGACUCGAUCUGGAGGUGCUCCGUCACAUCUGGUUGCGUCCUUCAUCUACCAGUUGUUGGUCAGCGGGACCUUGCAGAAACACAUAUUGGAAGAACUGCAGCCUGCCUAUGGCCAACGGUACCAUCGCAUGAUGAGGGCCAUUGAACGGCAUUUGUUGCCGCUUGGUCUGACGAUGCCUCAGCCGGAUAGGGAUGUGGCAGGCGGAUAUUUCGUCUGGCUGACCCUGCCGCAAUCUCUCAAUUCCACCAAGAUAUACAAACGGGCGCUGGCCGAAGAAAGCUUGACCAUUAUCGCAGGCCCCAAGUUUAAGGUGGUCGGGGAUGAAGACAAUGUGGCCACCCAAUUUGAGAGCGAAUUGCGCCUGUGCUAUGCUUGGGAUGACGUGGAUGUGCUCGAAGAGGGUGUUGUGCGGCUGGCACGUGUGAUAGAAAGGGAAAUGACCGAAUCAGCUGAGAGAUGA
Molecule: messenger RNA, 1383 nt
Organism: Exophiala dermatitidis NIH/UT8656
Lineage: Eukaryota; Fungi; Ascomycota; Eurotiomycetes; Chaetothyriales; Herpotrichiellaceae
Product: valine-pyruvate aminotransferase
Exons: 1
Coding region: 1-1383 (460 amino acids)
Biological process (GO): biosynthetic process
Molecular function (GO): pyridoxal phosphate binding; L-2-aminoadipate:2-oxoglutarate transaminase activity
Source: RefSeq, a predicted model, not a curated record